CAAUCACCACUUCUCUCAGUUUCCCUCAGCUUUCUCGUUUUACUAACAAUGCUGCUCAAGUCGUCUGCUUCGUUCUCUCUCUCCUCCUCCGCUUCGUUCAUUGGUGAUCGUAAGAACGCGUAUUCUUCAACUGUUCUACAAUUUCCAUGGAGGAAUGAGAAUGUUUUUGGCGGCAAGUUUGUGAUUAAGGCUUCCAAGGAGUCCGGUAAGGCAUCAACUUUAGGCGCUUGGUUCGAUCCAUUCGAGGAAGUGAAGAAGGAGCGUCUUGUCGUCCCGACUUGUCCUCAAGAUUCUCUCGCUCGUCUGAAGUUCUCCAGUCCAUGUGAAACAGCCAUCAAUGAACAGAUCAAUGUGGAAUACAAUGUCUCCUAUGCCUAUCAUACUCUGUAUGCCUAUUUUGAUAGAGAUAAUAUUGCUCUCAAGGGCCUUGCCAAAUUUUGCAAGGAAUCAAGUACAGAAGAAAGAGAGCAUGCUGAGAAACUGAUGGAAUACCAGAAUAAACGUGGAGGAAAAGUGAAGUUACGGGUCAUAGUGAGGCCACCGUCAGAAUUCGAUAAUGAUGAAAAGGGAGAUGCAUUGCAUGCAAUGGAGCUAGCAUUGGCUCUGGAAAAGUUAACUACUCAGAAACUUCUGGACUUGCACAAAGUUGCUGUUGAAAAUGAUGACCCUCAUUUGGUGGAUUUCAUCGAAAGUGAGUUCUUGACCGAGCAGGUGGAAUCUAUCAAGAAAGUAGCAGAAUAUGUUGCUCAGUUGAGAAGGUUGGGCAAAGGAUAUGGAGUCUGGCACUUCGAUCAGAUGCUCCUCAAUCAUGGGGUUGCUGCAUGAUGAAGAAUCACAGCAUUAGGUCUGUCUUGGUUAGGGUCGAAAUGCAGGCUAAGCUGGAUUUGGUUAGGCCGUUUGUUUUGGAGUAGUUCUUAUGGGCGAUGAAGAAUUUGGUGGUUCUUUCUGGAAUGGGUUUUUCUUUUGCAUGAUGAAAUAUUACAAUACCUAUUCCCCCUCUUUGUUGACAUUGAAACGCAGCCUUUUUCUUUGGUGGUUGUUCUGGGAUAAUUGUUUCCUUUCUACAAGGUUUCAUUGCUUUAACUGAAUUGGGUGGUGAUGACAUUUUUUAACUUGAAGAAAUUAUGGUAGUAUUUUCUUGUUA
Molecule: messenger RNA, 1144 nt
Organism: Vitis vinifera (wine grape)
Lineage: Eukaryota; Viridiplantae; Streptophyta; Magnoliopsida; Vitales; Vitaceae
Product: ferritin-3, chloroplastic
Exons: 8
Coding region: 49-825 (258 amino acids)
Biological process (GO): intracellular iron ion homeostasis; iron ion transport
Cellular component (GO): cytoplasm
Molecular function (GO): ferrous iron binding; ferric iron binding
Source: RefSeq, a predicted model, not a curated record